Molecule: messenger RNA, 1697 nt
Organism: Panicum virgatum (switchgrass)
Lineage: Eukaryota; Viridiplantae; Streptophyta; Magnoliopsida; Poales; Poaceae
Exons: 1
Coding region: 64-1185 (373 amino acids)
Source: RefSeq, a predicted model, not a curated record
UGCUUGUCUUCAUCUCUAUUUCAACAGAAAGCACAGGACGCGCAAGUCAGCUUAUUAACCAGAAUGUACGCGACCAAGCCGCUGUCCUUGUUCAAGAGCCACCCGGAGGCGGCGUCCCGGCCGCCGCCGGAUGGCCGGAACACCGGGUACCUCGUGGUCAAGGGUCCCGACGACGACGGCGACGACGGCGAGACGUGCUGCUGGGGCACCUGCGGCGGGACGCGCGUGCGGGACCUCCCGUUCCCGCAGAACCGCGUGCUCACCGUGCGGUACACGGAGCACCACGGCGAGAGCAGCACCACCUACGCCGACGCCGUCGUGUUCGUGCCCGUCCCCGACCAGCCCCUCGCGUCCAACCGCUACUACCCGGUCAUCGCCGCGGGCCGGCACAGGGGCCUCGUCCGGGCGUGCUCCCGCGAGGAGGACAUGGUCCCGUGCUGCUUCUGCCGGUGCGUCCGCGACGUGGAGCCUCGCCCGUUCGACCCGGCGGACAUCUACCAGCAGAUCGAGGUCGUGCCGCGCCGGCGAGGGCGGUUCACGGCGAGGGCCGUGGCCCCCGACGGCUUCCCGUACUUCCUCUACCGCAAGAGGGGCUGGCGCGUGUACACGUCCAAGCCCAGGGACUUCGACCUCGGCGAGGCCCGGGGCCUCGACGCCGCGCUCCGGUCGCGCCAGCUCUCCGACCCCAGCAUCCUGGAUGCGCUCCCGGCUCCGACGACCGACACGGCGGCUGUCGGGAAAUGGUACUCCCCGUUCUUCCUCAUCAGAGAAGCCGGCGUCGAGCCACGGGAGCAGAUGGAGCGCAGCGCGUUCUACGAGGUGACGCUGGAGCAGCGCUGGGAGCCGGUGCGCCCGGACGGCGGCGUCUCGAAGCUGGCCAGCAAGAGGGCGCUCAUCGGCGGGAGCGUGGAAGCGAAGCAGGAGGUGGGGAGCUCACGGCACGGCAACGCGUACUUGUGGUUCAGGGCGGCGGCGACGGGGCAGAGGGUCGGGGUGUGCGCGAGCGUGUGGGAGAGGAUGCGGUGGGAGGAGUACAGGGGCGGGUGGGUGGACGAGGAGGACGCCGCGAAGGUGGCCGGCGGAUCGGUGCUGGUGGAGAGGUUCGUGGUGAAGAGGCUGGAUGGCAGCGUGGUUGUGGCCUUUGACUUUGUGCAUCUCAACAAAGUCAGAGCAAAGCAGCUGUGAAUACAGAGGAUGCAUAAAAUUCACGCCAAUUCUGGCAGGGCGUCGUGUGAGGGAGAAAUGUGGAUAAAUCAUGUGCAUUGUCAGAUAUAAUGGAUGGUUUGGGGGGGGGGGGGGGGGGUCAGUUCCCUCUAUACCACUACAAAAAAUUCCAAAACCCUUAUGGCACUAGGCCCACAUGUCAUGGACGUAGAAGGGCCCAUGCGUCAUACACGCGGAUGGCAUAAAGGGAUUGUUCAGUGCAACGAGGGAAUUGCACAUAGGUUUCUUCUCUGAAUAAUCAUUAGGAUUCUGUUUGGUUCCUAGAUAUUCUGCGUGUUAGUCUUACUGUCUUAGCUUAUAGGCUUCUACAGAAACCUUUUUUUUUUUGUGUGUGUGUGUUUUGCUUAGUGCUGCUACCUGGUAAUCAUUGUAUUUUUUUUGGUAGAGCUGGUAAUCAUUUUAUUGUGUUGUUUGUAAGCAUCUGAGAGUUUUCUUAAUUAUUCCAGUUUUUUUACUUUUGUUGCUUUAAUUUC